Messenger RNA from Achroia grisella, 1858 nucleotides. RefSeq names its product GDP-Man:Man(3)GlcNAc(2)-PP-Dol alpha-1,2-mannosyltransferase (gene Alg11). The coding region runs from base 166 to 1626 and encodes 486 amino acids. The transcript is spliced from 9 exons. Gene Ontology annotation, cellular component: endoplasmic reticulum membrane. The record is from RefSeq and is a predicted model, not a curated record. NCBI's taxonomy places the organism in Eukaryota, Metazoa, Arthropoda, Insecta, Lepidoptera, Pyralidae. Gene Ontology annotation, molecular function: GDP-Man:Man(3)GlcNAc(2)-PP-Dol alpha-1,2-mannosyltransferase activity. Gene Ontology annotation, biological process: protein N-linked glycosylation.
UUAUAGGUUAUGUUGGGUCGAUUAACAAUAAAUUGUUAUUAUGUACCUUCUAUCGUAAAAUAUAAAAUCCGUUAAGAUACGAAUGUCACGACUUGCAAUUAUAUGUGCUUAGUUAGUAACCGUUUCUAUAUAAUUUAACAUAAAUCACCCAUAAUUUCAUCUACAAUGUUCUGUUUAUGUAUCACCAUUCUCUUCGUUGUGCCAUUUAUAUUCUUCGGAGUGCUGCUGUUUGCAACAUUUGUGUUGGUGCCAGCUGCCUUCAUCUUUGCAUCAUGGUACAUGAGGAUAAAGGAACGCAAACGGCAACGGAGGAACCAUGAUGGUGCAAAUGUGGCAUUCUUCCAUCCUUAUUGCAAUGCAGGUGGAGGCGGCGAAAGGGUGCUGUGGGUGGCCAUAAAAGCAGUUUUAGAGAGGUAUCCCAAUACGAAUAUCUACAUCUAUACAGUUGAAACGGCUGAAGCAAAGACAAUCCUGGAUAAAGCCCAAAAUCAGUUCAAUGUGAAACUGCAGGAUGCCAAUAUAAAUUUCAUACGUCUAUCCACACAGUUCGUUAUUGAAGUUAAAAUGUAUCCGUACUUCACGUUGCUGCUUCAAAAUCUAGGGUCUAUGAUCAUGGGAAUGGAAGCAUUUAUGAAAUUAAACCCAGAUAUUUACAUUGACACAACUGGAUUCGCAUUCACAUACCCCAUAUUCCGGUACCUGGCGCAGUGUCCCGUGGGGUGCUACGUGCACUACCCCACCAUCACUAGCGCCAUGAUGCGCAGAGUUCAGCACAGGAUAGUGGCAUACAAUAACUCCAGCCUCAUAGCCAGGAAUCCACUGUUCACGUGGAUCAAAUUGUUUUACUACAAGAUCUUUGGAUGGUUGUACGGCAUCGUGGGUCGCUGCGCAGAUAUAGUGAUGGUGAAUGGAUCCUGGACCGAGGGUCACAUAGAGGAGCUGUGGGAUGUCCCGGAAAAGACAUACAAAGUGUAUCCACCCUGUGAGGUAUCAGAACUAAAACAGCUGCGUUCUUUAGUAAAAGAUACGGAUCCUAUAAACAUACUGUCAGUGGCACAGUUCAGACCGGAGAAAGAUCAUCCACUGAUGCUGCAAGCGUUGUACGAGCUGAGGAAUUUGCUGGUGAAGAAUGAACUGCUUUGGAAUAAGAUAAAGCUGAUCCUUGUGGGCUCCUGCCGCAAUGCUGAGGAUGAGGAGAGGGUCCAGAACCUGAAGGACCUCUCCAAGCAUCUGUCUUUAGAAGACAAUGUCCAGUUUGUGGUGAACGCGCCGUAUGGUCGUCUGCUACAACUCUACCAGACAUCUACCGUCGGCCUGCAUGCCAUGUGGAAUGAGCACUUUGGCAUUAGUGUGGUAGAAUGCAUGGCAGCAGGCUUGAUAAUGGUGGCACACCGGUCGGGGGGGCCGCUCGGCGACAUCGUGCACACCGCGGACGACACCCGCACUGGUUUCCUCGCAACUGAGGCUGAUGAGUAUGCGAGAGCAAUACUCGAGGUGAUAGCUCUGCCUAUUGACGAGAGAAAAAGGAUAGUUCAGGCUGCAAGGGCGUCAGUGGGCCGCUUCUCAGAGGCGGAGUUCGAGAAAUCAUUCCUCAGAGCUAUGGAGCCUCUUGUAAGAAUAGACUAGCAUUUAUUUGCAUUUAGCACUGUUUUUAAUUACGCUAGAUGUUCACAGACUGCUUAAUAUUUCAUGUAUCAAUGAAACGUGAUUUAAAACUACACGUUGUUAAAACCGGUUCGCUAUAGAAAUCGAAUCGUGAUUAGAAACUAGCUGUUAUUUUUAAUCGCCUUCAAACUGUUAUAAAAUAUCUGUUGAAACGAAACCAAACGUAACUUAACAUAACACGAACUGUUAUUUU